Amphimedon queenslandica is the source of this 722-nucleotide messenger RNA. RefSeq names its product ADP-ribosylation factor-like protein 6. Gene Ontology annotation, molecular function: GTP binding; GTPase activity. Lineage: Eukaryota; Metazoa; Porifera; Demospongiae; Haplosclerida; Niphatidae. The transcript has 7 exons. The record is from RefSeq and is a predicted model, not a curated record. Bases 64 to 624 code for a protein of 186 amino acids.
AACCCCACCCCCAAUUUGAUAAACAAUAACAACUGAAGCUACUGAACUAAAGAGUAAAGAGUAAUGGAUGUGUUCAAGAGAUUGGCUACUUGGCUUGGCAUUACUAAUAAAAAAGCAACUGUCUUAUGUGUUGGACUGGAUAAUAGUGGAAAAACAACAGUGAUCAAUCAUUUUAAGCCACCACAGACUAAAUCUGAAGAGGUUGUUCCAACCAUUGGCUACAGUGUAGAGAAAUUUUUAAUAUCAAGGAUAUCAUUUACUGUAUUUGACAUGUCUGGACAAGGAAGGUAUAGAAACCUAUGGGAGCAGUAUUACCCUGAGACUGAGGCUGUCAUAUUUGUCAUUGAUAGCAGUGAGAGGCUGAGGCUAGAAGUAGCCAGAGAAGAACUGCAUGCACUUCUUGAGCAUCCAGUUAUAAAGCAAAAAAGAAUCCCAAUCUGCUGCUUAGCUAACAAGAAAGACCUUAAAGAUGCACUCUCAGAUGUAGAGAUUGCAGAUAAGAUGGAAUUGGCAGAAAUUGCUGAUGAUAAACCAUACAAUAUAUUUGCUACAAAUGCAAGAACUGGUGAAGGACUAGACAUGGCAAUGGAUUGGUUAUCAGAACAAAUCAUGACUAUAAAAUAAUUAAAAAUCAUUAUUAUUAUUAUAAAUUAAAUUUUUUGUUGUUUUUGUGAAUGUCUAUAAAUCCAAUUUUGUUUCCAUAAAAUAUAAUUUGUAAAAAA